AUGAAGUCUGCUUCCGUUCUCCUCCUGACCGCUGGCCUGGUGUCGGCGGUGGCCGUGCCCCCGAACCAGCUCGCCGAGCGCCAGCCGGAGCUGAAGCCGCUCCCGCACAUCGCCUCGCCGGUGCGCCGGGCCGAGUGGUAUGUGCGUGCGCCGCAGGCGCCGGCUGCGACCACGGCGCCGGCCCAGGAGGAGCAGCCUCCGGCUGAUGACAGCGUGCCUGCCCGUGGUGGAGUUGUGGGCGGGAACAAGGAUCAGAACAACCAGAACCAGAACCAGGAGCAGAACAAGGACCAGAACAACCAGAACAACCAGAACCAGGAGCAAAACAAGGACCAGAAUAACAACAACCAGGAGCAGAACAAGGACCAGAACAACCAGAACAACCAGAACAACCAGAACAAGGACCAGAAUAACCAGAAUAACCAGAACAAGGAUCAGAACAACCAGAACAAGGAUCAGAACAACCAGAACAAGGACCAGAACAACCAGAACAAAGAUCAAAACAACCAGAACAACAACAACAACGGCACCCUCAACCAGGGCUCCUUCCUCCCCAUCAUGCAGGGCCUCCUUGGGCAGAUGGGCCUCGGCGGCGUCGUCAACCUCAACGUCGUGCAGAACCUCGGCCUCGCCAACCAGAUCGCCCUGCUCUCGCAGGUCCAGCAGCUCAACGUCCUGCAGGGCCUCAACAUCAUCGGCCGGCAGCAGGUCGUGACGGUCCUCGGGCAGGGCCUGGCCCUCAACGGCGUCAACAUCGUCGUCAUAGGGAAGCGUGAGGAAGGCGAGUACAGCACUGCUGUGGAGCCGUGA
This is a messenger RNA of Purpureocillium lilacinum, 810 nucleotides long. RefSeq lists its product as uncharacterized. Lineage: Eukaryota; Fungi; Ascomycota; Sordariomycetes; Hypocreales; Ophiocordycipitaceae. The record is from RefSeq and is a predicted model, not a curated record.